AUGUCCAUUAACGCCAGCAGCGGGCUGGACCCCUCAUCAACAGCCAGACUCAUCAGCUACCCUCAGCCAGCAGGCACAGUCAUCUGUGUUAGUUUCUGGUAUCGCAUGUACGGUAGUGAUAUUGGCUCCGUGAGGUUCCUCACCAAGUCAACCGGAGAGCCAGAGACUGUUGUGUGGAUGAGACAUGGGACUCAGGGGAACAAGUGGCGCUUUACAGACCUUACCUUCACCACUGACACCCCACUACAGUUCAUAUUGGAGGCUGUGGUGGGUGGUAAGAAAGGUAGCAUUGUCAUAGAUGACGUGGUAGUGAGCAGCAGCAGCAAUGGGAAUGGCUCCUGUCCGGCGGAGAGAGAGUGCACCUUCCAGGGGUCCCUGUGUGGCCUGCAGGUCGAGAUGUCUGGAGACUUCACCUGGAACAGAACCACCGGGGCCCUGGGGGCCAACACCUCCAGCCCAGCGCUGGAUCACACUCUGGGUACUGAACUGGGAUACUACCUGAGUGCCCAGCUGUGGAACCACCACGUGGGUAGCAGGGGGCGUAUUAUAACGGGGGUGAACGAUGCCACCCCUCGCAGUGGAGAGUGCUGGAUGUUUUGGUACCACAUGGAGGGCAGGGCCUCAGGGGAGCUCAACAUCUACCUGCAGCCUUUCCCAGGCUCCAGGACCCAGACCCUACUGUGGAGCAGGACUGGAGACCAGGGAGAUCGCUGGAGACACGGCCGAACUACGGUCCUCAGCCCUGAUAUACCUUACCAGGUCAUCUUUGAGGCUGUGGCCGGGGAUGACCGGGAGGGGGACAUUGCCAUUGAUGACCUCACACUUGUUAAUGGGCCGUGUCCACCACAAGGGUUCUGUGACUUUGAGAUGGACUACUGUGGCUGGCUGAACAGUCCCCCAGCUGCGUCAGGAGUGGACUGGGAAUGGUUGUCCGGGUCCAGUGGAGGACGCUUCUCUCCAACAGUGGACCACACCACCAACUCUGGCCAGGGACACUACAUCCUCUUCUCGACACAUGUAUUUUCCUCUGGACUGGAGAUUACCCAGCUGCAGAGUGAACCUAUGGACGCGGUAGAGAAUGCAUGUAUAGAGUUCUGGUACUUCAUGGACAUGUGGGGACCCAUGGAUCAGAUGGAGCUGACAGUGUAUGUGAACGAGACAGGUGUUCUACGUACGAUAUGGAGCAGAUUUGGUAAACUCGACCCAAUCUGGCAUCAGGCCAUGGUGGACUACAACACUACAGGACCACACCAGAUCAUAUUUUCUACCAAGCGCCCUGGCAGCGUAGACGGAGGCAUAGCCCUGGAUGACAUCCACGUUAGGAUGAACCUGACCUGUGCAGAGCUGAUCCCAACCACUUCAGCCCCCACCACAGUACCCACCACCCCUCCAGCCACCCCUAUGGACUGCACCUUUGAACAUGGCCUGUGUAACUGUGUCCAGGAGACCGACGAUGCCUUCGACUGGGUCCACUCCCAAGGCCUGCAGGUGGACCAGCCAUGGAAUGGACCGCUGUACGACCACACGGUCGGAAAUGACAAAGGGUUUUACCUGAUGGUGAAUAUGUCUGGUAGCGUGGACGGUGAGACCGCGGUCGUCUCUGUUCCUCUUACGUUCCAAACCACGGACCUCUGCGUUGGCUUCUGGUAUUACAUGUUGGGACCAUCUGUGUCCAACCUGGACCUCUUAGUACAGACGAAAACAUCAAGAACUGUGGUGUGGACUCGCCAAGGCAGCCAGGAUUCAGAGUGGAUGAAUGCACAGGUUCAACUCGACAUAGUAGACACACAGGAGGUUCAGUUCUCUGGAAGCAGGAAUACCUCUGGCAGUGGGUUUAUAGCCAUCGAUGAUGUCACAGUCAAGGAAGGAGCCUGCAAAGAUCAACAUCCGUGUGGAUUUGAGGUAGACUCCUGGUGUGACUUUGAGGUAGACAUGAGUCACAGGGGGCGCUGGGACCGUUUGAGAGGCAGGAAGGACCGACUGGACCACACCUACAGAACUGAGAACGGUUUCUAUCUGACUGUGUUGAAACGGAACUCCGAGGAGAUGGAGGUGGCCCAGCUGCUUUCUUCAGAGCUAAGCUCUACCACAGGGAUGUGUGUUCGUUUUUGGUACUGGCUGCCUGCUGGCUCCACUGACCUUCUGUCAGUGCAUGUCCUGAGGAGCGGGGAUCAGGGCCUGGCUCUGUGGCAGCGUUCUGGAGCUUCCUCUAAAGGCUGGGAGGUGGCAGAACUCACUGUGUCCGCCCCUAACACCUUUAAGGUUAGCUCAGCUAGCUAG
Molecule: messenger RNA, 2280 nt
Organism: Salvelinus fontinalis (brook trout)
Lineage: Eukaryota; Metazoa; Chordata; Actinopteri; Salmoniformes; Salmonidae
Product: MAM and LDL-receptor class A domain-containing protein 1-like
Exons: 16
Coding region: 1-2280 (759 amino acids)
Cellular component (GO): membrane
Source: RefSeq, a predicted model, not a curated record